AGAUCAUAACAGUGCAUGGCUUCCAAUGAGUCUUUAGCUUUUUUUUUUUUGUGUCCACACGCAGAACCCCUCCGUUGUUUAAACCUUCUGUGUGGAGGCUUCGUUCAAACCAGCACCAACGUAGCCCGUGGUCAGACUCUGCCUGUUUCCACCUACAAGGGGCAGCAAAGCUAUUUCAUAUUCGCAAUCUACAAAGAUUUGGGCGGUGGAAAGUGGAUGCUUUCGGGCCCGGUUGAUGCAUUAGCAAUACACUGUAGUUCCAAAAUUUUAAAAAAAUUGUCCUCCCCAUCAAACAAGGGACUGAAUUCAACCUCGGGGGUGGAAAAAAAAUUCUGGAGAAGAAAAAAUGCCCUUAGCCUUCUCCGUCUUGUUUCGAGAGGAAGGCAGAAGGGGACGGCAGCUCUGUCUUCCGCAGUAGCUCUUCCACGCAGAUUGGGAGGCUCCCCUCUGCCCUCGACCCCUGCUUUCGCAGAUUUCUCUCCCCCCGACGGCCAAACCGCGAGCGACCAAUCUGUAGUUUGUGUUUUUCAGGCGGUAAUGGCGUCCGUUGGGAGUGUCACGGCCAAGGCUCAGUUCAGCAGGGAAAGAAGCACCAUUUACAGCUUUAGUAACUGUAACUAUUCCGGGUUGUUGGCCAGCAAGAAGAGACUCUCUCUUUGUCCAGGUAGAAUGGACCGCUCUUUUGUCUUUUCAGCGAUCAGCAUCAGGCAGCAAAGUCAGCGAUCUUUUGCUCAUCCCAGUUUUCUUACUAAGGAGUGUCACAGAAGAACAAAUGCUGUUAACCAGGAUUCAAUAGAUAACCAAAGCAGCCAUAUGGAGGAGCCAAAAAUUAUAGAAGAGUCUGACAAAAAGAAUGAUACUCUUCCAGCAGACGAUCUUUCUCAAGGGAAAAAGAGAUCAGCAAAAAUUCAUGAUUUCUGCUUCGGAAUUCCGUUUGGGGGCGUCGUAUUAGGUGCUGGAGUAGUUGGGUUUCUUCUUUCUGGGAAUCAUGCAACUCUUCUGAAUGGUUUGUUCUUUGGUGGUGCUCUAUUAGGAUUGAGCUCUUACAGUUUGAAAGUAUGGAGGCAAGGGAAAUCAUGUCUGCCAUUUAUCCUAGGCCAAUCAGUUUUGGCGGUGGCUCUUUUGGUAAAGCAAUUUCAGAUAUAUGCUUUGACAAAGAACCUUUUCCCAACAGGACUCUAUAUUAUCACAAGUGCUGGAAUGCUGUGCUUUUACUUGUAUGUCUUGCUGUCUGGUGGAAACCCGCCUCCAAAGAAGUUGAAGGUGGCAACCAGCAUGUCGUCUUAAUACACAUUUUAAGGAUAGUUGCUCAUGAGGUCUUCAUCAAAUUAAGUUAUUCUUGCGGCAAGCUGUUGAUUUAUAUGUCCUGAUUCUGGCAUUUGCUUAUCUCCUGCCGGAAUUCCACAACAAUUGUGGCUCGGCACUUCCUGAUGUCUAUGCUGCUUUUCUUUAGGUAUGAAAAUAAUAGCAUUACCAACUGGACCAAGUAAAGCAUGUAAUCUUUCUACAUACAGAAAUUCAUUUUUGUAUGUCUUUGUAUGCUCUCUAUCUGGCAUUCGCAAUAAUACCUAAGCCACUUCACCUGGAGUGCAACUAUA
Molecule: messenger RNA, 1598 nt
Organism: Nymphaea colorata (pocket water lily)
Lineage: Eukaryota; Viridiplantae; Streptophyta; Magnoliopsida; Nymphaeales; Nymphaeaceae
Product: protein FATTY ACID EXPORT 1, chloroplastic
Exons: 10
Coding region: 16-1287 (423 amino acids)
Cellular component (GO): membrane
Source: RefSeq, a predicted model, not a curated record